UGCGUCCAAAAACAACCCACAUGCCAACUUGUUCACACACAUGAAACCGCUUUUAAGUCCGACCACAACAACGUGCUUGUAUGAGUAAAUAUAAAACAAUUGGUUUCAAAGUGCGACUUUUCUUUUAUACCUUAUCGUAUUGAAAUUCAAUUUUUUUAUAAACAUUUAUAGGACUCGUCAAAGUGCAACAAAGUUCAUUUGGAUAAUUGUUAAAACGCGAGUGAGUUUUUAUCGGCUAAUCAUACAAAAAGACCGUUUCAAAAUAGAAGACUAUGAUAUUUCAGACGACCGUCAACACUUCAGGUAAAUGUCAACAUUGCACACUGCAGACGACGUCCACGGUGGCCGGUUGAGGUCAUGACGACGCGAUGCGGUCCACCGACGGACUGCUGGCACUGCUGUGGGUCAUCACCACUAUAGCGGCUACGGUGAGGACUCCGCGUGCCGCUGCGGCCACUUGCCCACAGCCCAACGACGCCAUCCGGCGCUGCAAGUGUUCUAGCCGCGACAACGAGAUACAGAUAUGGUGUAGCCACGGGGAUUCGAAUACUAUAUUGGAUGAGUUGAAGCAGUUGGCCUCAUCGAUCACCGACCCGGUAGACGAGCUGAUUUUAGAAAAUAAUGCCAUUUCAUCAAUGCCCCCAAAAGCGUUUUCUACGUUGAAAAUCAUACGGUUAAUGUUACGCGAGAAUGGGAUCCAAAAAAUCGCCUCCAAUUGGUUAUCAGACCAAGAGACGUCUCUAUUAGAAUUGUUCAUUGUGGAAGCGGAGCUGCGGAGUUUUCCGGAAGAAAGCCUUAUGUUAUUACCCAGAUUGGAAGCGCUGACCCUGAUCACGGGGUCACUAACAAGAUUGCCACUGAUUUCCGGUUUGGCUAGGCUGAGGUACGUCCAAAUCGAAGCGUCAUCGCUUAUAAAUAUAGAACCGGGCAAUUUUCUGGGACUGCCAUUCUUGGAACAGUUGCACAUCACCGGGUCGUCGAAAAUGCAAAAAAUGGACAUUGGCACCAUACAGGACUUGCCCAGGCUGAUACUGCUAAACUUCACCGACUGCGGUCUGGCCUGGUUGCACCCUAGAGCCUUUGCUCGUCUACCAUCCCUAAUGGAAUUGUCGCUUGUCGGUAACAAGUUGACGGAUACGCAGAAUAUUGGAGGUGCCAUCAGAGAUUUUACGUCCCUCACUACCAUCCGACUGGAUCGGAAUGAGAUAGAAUUUGUCAACGAGGCCACGUUUGUAGACAUACCGUCGUUGCGCAACGUACACAUGUCCAACAACAAAAUAGGUGACAUACGUCGUGGCGCUUUUCACCGGAUGCCAAACCUGAAGGUGAUUGAUAUGAGCAAUAAUCAGCUACGGCACAUCCACCCUGAAUCGUUUAUACCGAUUCGCGACAACAACCUAGAAGAACUCUGGUUGUCCGAAAACGCUAUCGACAACGCGAUGACCAUUCGGUUGAUCCUGGACAUGUUUCCCAAGCUAAGGUUUCUAGAUGUCAGUCGCAAUCAAUUGCAGGAUAUCGUGUACGGUUCUAUCCAAGGUCAUUCCAGAUUAGAAAUGCUUUACUUGGAACACAACCGGUUGCAGAGAGUGGGCCGGGAAACGUUUUCAGCCAUGCCCAUGCUCAGAGAGUUGAGAUUGGCCAAUAAUUCACUGUCCAACUAUUUGGCCAUCCCCCUGUGGAAUUUGCCAAUGCUGAAAGGUUUAGAUAUAUCCUUCAACAAGUUCGACAAACUUGAACGCCGCAUGCUAGCCACAUUACCUUCUCUGAGACGUUUCGACAUUAGCCAUAAUGACAUCGGCUCUUUGGACCCGACCACUUUUGUUGACACCCCAAAUUUAGAACACAUCAAUAUUUCACACAACCACAUAGAUUCCAUAAAUUCAUUAACGUUCACGCAUCUGUACCACAUGUACGAAUUUGAUGCCAGCUACAAUAGAAUCAAUCACUUUGUAGGUGGAUUACCCAGGGCUAUUGAAUAUCUAUAUUUGUCUCAUAAUAAAAUCAUGAGUUUACCAAGCGACGGCUCGACAGAUUUGCAUUUACCCGCAUUAAAACUUCUUGACAUUUCUGACAACGGUAUCCACAGAGUGCCAGCAAGCUCGUUGACUGCUUUGAGUUUAUUGCGAUGGUUAUACUUAGGUGGCAAUUCUAUACAGAAGCUGGAGAAUGGAGCUUUCGGUGGUCUAAGUCAACUGCAAACGUUGACGUUAAAUGACAACAAGCUUUUGAGUAUACAUUCUAAUACAUUUAAAGAAUUACCUCUUUUAACUGAGUUGACUUUGAAGGGCAAUAGAUUAGAAUUGAUGGAACCAUCCCUAUUUGUCAACAAUUUGAAACUAAAAAAAUUAGAUAUAAGUAAUAACAGAUUAACCGAAGUUCACGAGUCGUACUUUUCUGUAAACAAAGAACUUGAGGACUUAUCAAUAGCACAUAAUGCUCUGACGGAGUUCCCUUCGUCGUUAGCUGUCAAUCCAAACCUAAAAACACUUGAUUUGAGAAACAACGAAAUAAGGCAUAUGAAAAAAGGAAUGGUCUCCUCGAUGCCACAUCUGAAAGAAUUAUACUUAUCAGAAAAUAAAUUGAGUUCUCUAAAUGAAGGUGCUUUCCAACAGCUUCCGAAUUUGACUAUUUUGGAAAUGGAAGGUAACAACCUAGAUACGUUGCCAUCAUACGGUAUUCAAGGCAUGCCAAAUCUUAUGGUGCUCAAGUUGGCCAGGAACAAAUUGGCGUCCUUACCAAGCGCUUCCAUGGUUAACCUGCCCAUGUUGCAAGUGAUGGAAUUGCAAGAAAACCAACUAAGCGAAAUCGCUAGCGACGCUUUCGUGGGCAUGCCCAAUUUGAUCAUGUUGAAUUUAAGCCAUAAUUCUUUAAACGGUAUGGAAAAAUCUGGACUGAGUACCCUUAGAAAUCUGGAAGUUCUCGAUUUGAGUCACAACAAGCUCAAACAGAUUGCAACGAGAAGCAUACAGAACAUGCAUUCUUUGAUUAUGCUGAAACUGGACAAUAACAGGCUUUGCAACAUAAUGGGAAGUCCGUUUGAUGGCAUGGGUCGCUUGAGAGUCUUAAGUUUACGGGACAACAAAAUGACUUCUCUGUCGGAAACCACGUUCAACAGCAUCCGACCAACCAUUUCCCGUUUGGACGUUGACGGUAAUCCCGUGCACUGUUCGUGCAAUAUGAAAUGGUUACAGUCAUGGUUGAGGGCUUCGGCUGACACUUCGGGGCCUAGAUGUACUGACGGUACUCCUUUGAGAGAGAUGUCGUUUACGACGAAGCAGUGCGAUGAAAGGGAACUGAAUCUUGCCGAACACAUUCCCGGGUGUGAAGUCGAAGCCAUUCCAGUUGCUAACGCCAACACGGGUACGUCGAACAAAGUCCAAGCUUGGGUGGAAAACAACGAAGAGGCGACGGUAAACAAGCCUUUGCCGGAAGAGACGGACUAUUUCUACGACGAAGCUGUCGAUGUGGACGAGAAACCGGAUGUGCAGAGAGGACUAUCGACCGAAAAGGCCGUGACGACCAUAUCGCCGGCGGUGUUGUCGCAUUACGUGCCGGGUGAUACUCCUACGUUAUACGCGGGUACCCGGACCAACGGGUCUUCGUCAUCGUACACGGAAGAGCACCCGUCGCAGAGCAAUUCCGGCGGCAGCGCGUUUACGUUCUUCGGGGUGCCCAUACCGCCGCUGAACUUCAACAACAUUUGGGGACAGACAAAGGGCAACGGCAAGCGACUAAAGGAUGGCCGGCGUAACUCGACACCCAAAAAUCCAUCGCCCACUGUGGCGGUGGAAAAUGAAGCAGACAGCAGCAGUGGCGGCGGCGGCUUUACGCCCAUGUUGCCAGGUAUCGGCGGCUUCAGGCCGAUGACAGCGUCGACUCCGGCUGCCACCAACGACAACGAUGACGACGACGAGGACUUGUUUUCCGAAGACGUCGAUGACCGUGGCGAAGUUGACUACAUGUAUCGAAAUAAGACGAUGACCACGAAAAUCAAAUCCAAGUACCACAGGUAUGGCAGCAGCACGACCGAAAAUCCGUUUCAUUUCGAGAGGGUUCCGCCGGUCAGCGACUCCGGCUCCCCAAAAUUGUCUAACAACACAACGCGUGACUCGCUAUACGAAUCGGCCACCAUCAACUCGAUCAUACGGCCGACGGCCAACCCAAAUCUGGCCAAUUAUCCGUCACAGACAACGGCCAUUAUGAGCACACCGCAGAACACAAUAGCUACCGGCCAUUCAGAAAUCUCCCUAAAACAGUCCACAGUUAGCCAUCAUCAGACAAUCGCGCCUUCGACUACUCAACAACAACAACAGUCAUCGGCGACAUCGAUGGUGACACCUCCAACGAUCGCCUCGUCAAACGUAGUGUCUAGCGUAUCCACGCCGUCGUCGCUGUCGGGGUUUCUAGCACCCGGCGGACAGCUACCCGAUAAAAUGGGCGCUGUAGGCAACGUGGUGGUCACCGGGAAACCGUCCAUCGUGAAAGUCACAUUGAGCCCGACCACUCCAGGACUACCACAGCAACAGCACACAAAACCGCCGGACGAGAUGCCACACGGCACCCAUUUACAGCGGUACCCCAAGAGCCCACAUAACCAUCAGGCGUACCAAUUGCCGCCCACUAGGUCAACAGACGCGUUCCAAUCGACACCGUUUCGGACGAGCUCGGCCAGCGACUGGUACUACGCAAAUUACAACAAGACCAACGUGGAACCGUACGUCAGCAAGACUCUAGUGUCCCAUGGAAGCAGUCUCUAUGGGUCCGUCGGAAUAAAUGUGAUCGCAGUGUUUGCGUUAACGUGUGUCCUGUGGUAGUACCUCGCAUACAAAUUAUACUUAUUUUCAUCAUAUAUCUUAUGACGACACAUGAUAGGUGCGAAAAGAUGCAUGUACAUGUAUAAAUAAAUAGUUUAGAGAAUGUAGUUGUUUAUUAUGAAUAAUAUAAUACAAUAUAGCGUAUUAAUGUUUGAA
Molecule: messenger RNA, 4970 nt
Organism: Adelges cooleyi (spruce gall adelgid)
Lineage: Eukaryota; Metazoa; Arthropoda; Insecta; Hemiptera; Adelgidae
Gene: atk
Product: protein artichoke
Exons: 11
Coding region: 369-4814 (1481 amino acids)
Molecular function (GO): protein binding
Source: RefSeq, a predicted model, not a curated record